GCCGGGCGGGUGCACCAGUCGCUGUCAUCUGCAUAUCCGCUCAAGCUGCUGUCGCCCGAGGCUGUGCCCGGCACCACGCAGCUUCUGCCGGCCGUCAGCUACAUUCUCUCGUACGGCGGCGGGAUCGUCCACGGGGACCAAAUCCACGUCGACGUGCACGCACACCCCGGCACAGCGCUUCUCCUGCUCACGCAGGGCUCGACCAAGGUCUACCGGUACCGGCCCGGCCGCCCGCCCUCGUACCUGAAGAACCCGCGGAACGAGGGCAAAUUCGACAUCGGCCAGACAUACCAGACAUUGAUUGUGACUGUGCACAGCAACGCGCUGGUGUGCUUGCUGCCGGACCCCGUGACGUGCUUCGAAAGCGCCAAGUACAACCAGCGCCAAAUGGUGCAUAUGCAGGAAUCGGCGUCGCUGGUGCUGCUGGACUGGAUGACCAGCGGCCGGAUGAGCCGCGGCGAGCGCUGGGCGUUCGACAAGUACCUGAGCGUCAAUGUCGUCGAGACACAGGGCACGGUGAUUGUGCGCGAUGCGCUGCUGCUGGAGAAA
Molecule: messenger RNA, 549 nt
Organism: Linderina pennispora
Lineage: Eukaryota; Fungi; Kickxellomycota; Kickxellomycetes; Kickxellales; Kickxellaceae
Product: UreD-domain-containing protein
Exons: 1
Molecular function (GO): nickel cation binding
Source: RefSeq, a predicted model, not a curated record